Molecule: messenger RNA, 2904 nt
Organism: Cuscuta epithymum
Lineage: Eukaryota; Viridiplantae; Streptophyta; Magnoliopsida; Solanales; Convolvulaceae
Source: the annotation of a GenBank genome assembly
CACAUACUCAUUUAGCAUGUUUAGGAGCUCCUAAUACACUCCCCAUACACCCCAUUCGAACCCCCAAAGAGAUAAGAGAGCAAGGGAAUCCACACAACCCAAGAGAGAAGGAAGGAGGAGAGCAGUCCGCAGGUUCGUUCUUCAGUGCGUAGCUCUGAUUGUUUGAGCCAUAACUUGAGAUUUACUCAUCCAAAUAAGGCGUGCGAGAUACCAACAGAAAGCUCUCAAGACGAGGAAUCCGUGAAGGUCUGGUUUGCAUCAAUCGGAGUAGUGUAAGGCUUCCAAAUCGACCGAGCAAAACACGACCUCGCAGAAUACGUUUUUGUAUUCAAAGUUAGGGAACGAAUUCGUCGGGAAACACCCGUUCUAGGGACUGUUUUUGCAUCAACGAUUAAGGGUUGAACUAGCACUUUGAGGAGGCUGUUUAACACUCAUAUUUGAGCAAGGAAUCAGUUCCAAAUCCACCUUGACCAAAGCUUUGACUAUUGGACCAAGAAGGGAAAGUUUAAAGCUCAAUUGAGGUUGAGGCUAGAGCUUGCAUCCUGUGCUCGUUGAUCGAGUGAUUCCUCGGAGAGAAGACUGGGUUCGUGCUUCCUCCAUUCUAUUUGAAACAUUAAUAAAUUUGCUCAUGGAUAUUUUACUAUAGAGCCUGCGUGCUCAUGAAUAGCCCGGUGUGGCCUUUUGUUUUAAACAAUGUUUUCCGCUGCGUUAUGAAUUACUUAUUAUGUUUGUUUAUGGAUGUUAUAUGUGUGAAUGAUAUUCAUGACGCCUUGUAUAAUAUGAAUGUGUUGGACUGCGGUUGACUAUUCGUAUUGUACGGCGGGUUGUUGACGUGUCCGGGUAGGUCCGGGGCGUGACACAACUAUUAUGAGGAUGCUGGACAAAAACGCCAUGAAGGUGGUAGAAGCAGUUUUGUCAUUGUUUCUCGUGGCGCUUGCUUGCUCGAGAUGCUUCAAAAAAUACAUGCAGCUACAAUGAUUACUCCGACUAGUUCUUUGCAUUUGAAAAUGAAAUUUCCAAUGAACGGGGGAAAGUACAUGCUUAUGCCCCUAACUGAUGAACUAGAUAUAUCAAAUAUGUGGUCGAUAAUUGAGAUGGAGGCUAUGUCCACCCUGAAGAUAUACAUUGAGGACUCCAUAUGUGACACAUCUGCUACUCCAUCAACAUCAAAUGCUGUUGUAUCUAGGCGUGGUGUGAAUGCAGGGAACUCCUCACAUGCUGUUGUACUGGACAUGGUUGUAGAGGAAGAGAGUAUGUAUUUGCACAAUGGUGCAUCUUUUUGUGGAUGGGCAGGACACUGAUGAUGAUGCUGAUGAGAACAUCAAUGGUGAUGACAUGACAGAAUAUGAUGAAGAUGAUGGUGAUACUGUCACGGCAACUGCCCCCUCUAGCCACUUUACUAGAAUAUAUGAUCUCUCUGAAGGCUUUACUGAUGUGUGGAUGAGUGGAUCAGGUAUGAAAAGGUUUACCCCCGAAGGUGAGUUUGACGUCGGUCAACAAUUUGACGACAAAGAACAAGUCAUCAAUAUGGUGAGCUUGUAUUCUAUCAAGCGGAACCAAUUUUAUCGGGUGAUGGAGUCCGAUAAACACAAAUGGGUGGAGCAGUGCAAAAGGAAGAAAUAAUGUGAUUGCCCCUGGAGAAUACGCGCCACAAAGAACAAAGGCAACCUUGAUAGCUUCACAAUUGUGGGUUAUCCGGGACCUCAUUCUGCUACGUGUGUUGGCAACACCGACAGUACCGAUCACGUGGCUUUGACUUCAGAUUUCAUCUCUAAAGAUGUGAUUGACAUUGUUCGCACUGAUCCUUCCCUUAAAGUGCAUACUAUCAUUGAGAUGCUGAAGGAAAAGUAUGGGUAUACGGUAUCAUACCGGAGAACAUGGAUGGGGAAGCAAAAGACCAUAGCAGAAAUAUUUGGCAGUUGGGGGAAGUCAUAUUAAUAAUAUUCAUAUAUGCUACAUAAAUGGUUAGAUGGCUAUUUGCUGAUCUAUCUUGCACGUCAGCGGCUUCUGGGCUUGGUGUAUGCAUGGAUGCAUUUGAUCGGAUGUCUGAGGAUCAGAUUACAUGAUUGCCAUAUACAGCUGAGAUGUUUGCAGAGAUGGCCCUCGCUAGAUGAGAGCAUUCUCACAUGUGGCGAGCACGUGUGUCGUUGAUAUGCUUUGACAUUGUUGAGCUGCAUUUGCCUGAUCGUGUAUUGUUACAGUUUGGGUUUGAGCACGUCAUUCCAGCACCUAUCGACACGUAUGUAGAGCUUCAUAGGCCGGAUAGGCGUGGAAAGCAUACGGAGGAUUGGGCACUGAGACAUGUCUGAUAUGUCAUUUGUCCCAUCUGUUUCAGGAGACUACAUGGGAUGAUAUUACAGCAUCACUCGUUUGUUUGUGUCUCCUUUGUUCAGACUCCUUACUCACCAUUACCAGCAUAGCUCUUUGGCUUUGCAUCUUACAACAUGAGCUUUGCAGCGUAUACAUCAGCGGGCUACUGUCACAGUGAGUGAUACGCAGGACGUGGAUAUGUACGGCCAGGUUCUGACGGGCAUUGCCUCCUUGUGUUCAGAUGCCACAUUGAGUGAUACGCAGGACGUGGAUAUGUACGGUCAGGCUUUGACGGGCAUUGCCUCCUUGUGUUCAGAUGUGUUGGGGUGAGUCGACUACGGCUAUCUUAUACACAUUCCUUCAUCUCAGGAUAUGCCAUCGACGUCUAGUGCAACAGCGGCUUCAUCUUCCCAGACUCAGCAUGAGAGAGUGGUUCUUCAACCACGCCAACGGCGUAGGCGUAGGCAGCAACAACAUUUCCAUGACCAAGACGAUCAAGAUGACCAUGACAAUUUGUAGUUUGUCUUUUGUAUUAGAGUUUUUCUUGUACACUACAUUGUAGGCACAAUUGACUUUAUUUUACGUAUUUCCACC